Molecule: messenger RNA, 1715 nt
Organism: Brassicogethes aeneus
Lineage: Eukaryota; Metazoa; Arthropoda; Insecta; Coleoptera; Nitidulidae
Source: the annotation of a GenBank genome assembly
AAAAAUUUGUUCGUAAUAGAACUAUUCAUUCUCUUUGAGUCUCAGUAUGCCAAACUGCAAUGUAGACACUUAGAUUAAGCGGUAUAUUUUUUUAUUUAAUGUUUGAUCGUGGUGGACCUGGUGAAUUAAUAGUGUUAAUGGAAAACAUGAUGAUUUGGAAAAAGGGAAUCAUUCUAGUUUUGCAACUGUACUUGAUAAAAAUGAGCAAGGCAAUUUUAUCUGGAAAUGAUGAAACGCCGCAAGAAGACAUCACAAGGAUUCCAGGUUUUGGUUGUUAUUGGCAAGGAGGUUCAUAUCCUGGAGUAACAUGUGAUUGUCGAGAUAGAGAAAUGGAAUUCGUGAUUAAUAAAAACAUCCCGAGUUUCGACGCGGCCUCCAUAGAAAUCAAAAACUGCAACAAAAUCACCUUCAAAGGGAACUCAAUCUCUCACAUGAGAAAUCUUCGAAACCUGACUCUAAACAACAUUGCUCAAAUAGACCUAGAAGAAGACAGCCUCAACUGGGUGGCGUAUAGAAGCGUCUUUUCCGAACAAAUGGACCAAAUCAUACCAAACUUAAAAAUAUACGUGCUUGACAGUGUUAUAUCUAAUAUUGGCAUUCAGAGUUUUAAAGGAAACAUUGGCGAACUUUACUUUGAUCGUGUGACCAUUUUGUCCACCUCUCAAUAUGCCUUCGCAAACCUCCAACAGACUCAAAGUGUGGUGUUCAAAAAUUGUGUUUUUUAUAGUAUUAUGCAGCAGGCUUUUAAAAAAUUCACGACUGAAAAUUUACAAUUAAGGAAUGUGACAGCAAGAGAAAUUCCAAGCAGGAUGUUUUCUGAUAUCACAGUAAAUCAGUUAUUCACCAUACAGAGUUGUAAUUUUGGUUCUGUACGAAGUUCAGCUUUCAUCAUACAAAAUCCUCUAUAUAUGGACGUUACAAACACAAACAUAUUUGAACUGGAUGGCGAGGGAUUCAAAGUACAAGGAGUUGAUAGAGUAACUUUUGCAAACAACAAUUUCCACACUGUUCAGGAUGGCGCUUUUCGAGGGAUAACGAAGAAAACUGAUUCCAAUAUGUUCAUAACCCUUAAUACAAACACCUUUACCAUUAUCACCCGGGAUAGUCUUACAUUUCCCGAAUCGAAAGUAGAAAUAAUCGACUUAUGCCUAAACCACACCUGCGACUGCCUAAACAUUGAUCAUCAAAUAAAAAACACCGAACAUUUUUCCAACAUAAAGUGCCUUUAUAACAACCAAUAUAUCACCGUCUCAGAUUUUAAGUCUAAAUUGUGUUCCCUAUCGACAAGCAGCACUACGCUUAUAAUCGUUUUAAGCGUAGUUGGUACCUUGUUGAUCAUAAUCAUAGCCGCCCUAUCGAUAUUUUUAAGAAGAUAUCUUAGAAGAGGUAAAUAUGGGAACCAAAAACAAAUAAAGAACGGCCAACUGAGCUUGAUAGUUCCUGAUGGAAGGACUUAUAGAGAGACUGAACUUCACGUUAUUGUCGAAAAGACCGAACUGUUGACAACUGAUUUAUAAGUUUCUACCAAAAAUACCAAAUUUUACUUGACCUAAUUUUUAAAUAAGUUUUCUACAAUGUAGAAUAUACUCUAAUUUAAAUUUUUUGUUGUAUUUUGUUAAUACUGUGAUAUAUAUUGUUACUUGCUUUAAAGUUACAUAUAGAUUUAGUUUAGUAAUAAUUUAUUCAUUAUAAUACGAUAAUAAGAAUUUGUAAAG